Pistacia vera is the source of this 961-nucleotide messenger RNA. Its product is annotated as universal stress protein PHOS32-like. The record is from RefSeq and is a predicted model, not a curated record. Bases 192 to 686 code for a protein of 164 amino acids. NCBI's taxonomy places the organism in Eukaryota, Viridiplantae, Streptophyta, Magnoliopsida, Sapindales, Anacardiaceae. The transcript has 4 exons.
UACCACCUUCAUUGUAUUUGCAUUAAAUAAAUCACACCUAAAAUUCAACAACUCAACAGUACCAUCUCAUAUCUUCUUCAUAGAUCUUCCUCAAAUCCCAAUUGAUUCUCAAAAUUUAAGUUAUUUGGUGUUUUGAUCUUCAUUUGAACUUCUUACAGGAAGAAGAGAGAGAGAAAAAAAAGUAAAAAAAGAUGACAAAUGAUCGAAAAAUAGGUGUAGCUAUGGACUUCUCAAAGGGAAGUAAAUUAGCUCUCCAAUGGGCCACUGAUAAUCUGCUAGACAAAGGUGACACACUAUAUCUCAUUCACAUUAAGCCUUCUCUUGAUGAUGAAUCCCGAAACCUUCUCUGGUCCCCCAGCGGUUCACCCUUGAUUCCAUUGGCGGAGUUUCGAGAACGCGAGGUGUUGCAGAAGUACGACAUUCAGUUUGAUCCUGAGGUUUUGGAUUUGCUUGAAACUGCUUCAAGGCAGACACAUGCGAGUGUAGUAGCAAAGCUAUACUGGGGCGAUGCUAGAGACAAGCUGUGUGAGGCUGUUGGAGCUCUGAAGCUUGACGCUUUGGUUAUGGGAAGUAGAGGUCUUGGCAGCAUCCAAAGGGUUUUGCUGGGAAGUGUGAGCAGCUAUGUGAUAGCAAGUGCGACAUGCCCUGUGACAAUUGUCAAAGACCCGAGUGCUAAAGGUCAUUGAUUCUGAUCUCAAGUUCUUAAUCUCAUCUUGCAAAGGAUUGUAUGAUUAGGAAUAAUGUGUGCUAUUGUUUCUCUCUGAUGGUGGUUUUCGUGAGAUAGACAAUUGCACAAUGUUAUUUUCAGAAAGUAUUGCCACAGAGUCAGGCUGUUCAAUGUAUAAACCUUAUUCCAAGUAUGUUUAAAUAAUUAAACCUUGAGUAUGUUAUUUAUGUUCAUGGUUGUGUUACAGUACUGUAAGUGACAAUAAUAUAUAUCUGGGUUGUUUCUUGCUUCUUA